This is a messenger RNA of Cricetulus griseus (Chinese hamster), 1830 nucleotides long. NCBI's taxonomy places the organism in Eukaryota, Metazoa, Chordata, Mammalia, Rodentia, Cricetidae. The record is from RefSeq and is a predicted model, not a curated record.
AUGGCCACCAUCCAGUCAGAGACUGACUGUUACGACAUCAUCGAGGUACUGGGCAAGGGCACCUUCGGAGAGGUGGCCAAGGGCUGGCGUCGUAGCACAGGUGAAAUGGUGGCCAUCAAGAUCCUGAAGAAUGACGCAUACCGAAGCCGCAUCAUCAAGAAUGAGUUGAAGCUGCUAAGGUGUGUACGAGGCCUGGACCCUGACGAGGCCCACGUCAUCCGCUUUCUUGAGUUCUUCCAUGAUGCCCUCAAGUUCUACCUGGUCUUUGAGCUACUGGAGCAAAACCUUUUCGAGUUCCAGAAAGAGAACAACUUCGCACCCCUUCCUGCCCGCCACAUCCGCACCGUCACACUGCAGGUGCUGAGAGCACUGGCCCGGCUCAAGGAGCUGGCCAUCAUCCACGCUGACCUCAAGCCUGAAAACAUCAUGUUGGUGGAUCAGACCCGCUGCCCCUUCAGGGUAAAGGUGAUCGACUUCGGCUCGGCCAGCAUAUUCAGUGAGGUGCGCUAUGUGAAGGAGCCAUAUAUCCAAUCCCGUUUCUAUAGGGCCCCAGAGAUCCUGCUGGGGCUGCCCUUCUGCGAGAAGGUGGACGUGUGGUCUCUGGGCUGCGUCAUGGCCGAACUACACCUGGGCUGGCCUCUCUACCCCGGCAACAAUGAGUAUGACCAGGUGCGCUACAUCUGUGAGACACAGGGCUUGCCCAAGCCCCAUCUGCUGCACGCCGCCCGCAAGGCUCACCAUUUCUUCAAGCGGAACCCCCACCCCGAUGCCACCAACCCCUGGCAGCUAAAGUCCUCAGCCGACUACCUAGCUGAGACCAAGGUGCGCCCUCUGGAGCGCCGCAAGUACAUGCUCAAAUCCUUGGACCAGAUUGAGACGGUGAAUGGUGGCGGGGCUGUAAGUCGGUUGAGUUUCCCAGACCGGGAGGCACUGGCGGAACACGCAGACCUCAAGAGCAUGGUAGAGCUGAUCAAGCGCAUGCUAACAUGGGAGUCUCAUGAACGCAUCAGUCCUAGCGCCGCCCUGCGCCAUCCCUUCGUGUCCAUGCAGCAGCUGCGUAGUGCCCACGAGGCCACCCGCUACUAUCAGCUGUCACUUCGCGGCUGUCGUCUGUCCCUGCAGGUGGAUGGCAAGCCACCCCCGCCUGUCAUAGCCAACACAGAGGAUGGGCCUCCCUACUACCGCCUGGCUGAGGAGGAGGACACUGCAGGCCUGGGUGGCGUGGCAGGCAGUGGGCCCUUCUUCAGGGAGGAGAAGGCUCCGGGAAUGCAGAGGGCCAUCGACCAGCUUGAUGACUUGAGUCUGCAGGAGGCCAGGCGCGGGCUGUGGAGUGACACACGGGCUGACAUGGUCUCUGACAUGCUGGCUCCACUCAAAGUAGCCAAUGCUGGCCAUCGAGUCUCUGAUUCGGGCCCGGAGCCUAUCCUGACUGGCCGCCACAAAGCCCGCAAGCCCCCCUCGGGCUCCAAAUCUGAUUCCAACUUCAGUAAUCUCAUCCGGCUAAGCCAGGCCUCACCAGAGGAUGCCGGGUCCUGUCGGGGCAGUGGCUGGGAGGAAGGAGAAGGACGAGAGACCUCCACAGAGCCAUCUGUCAUCCCACAACGGGAUGGAGAUGGGCCCAGCAUCAAAGACAGGACCAUGGAUACUGAGAGGUCAGGCCCUGAGCUCUUCGAUCCUGGCAGCUGUCCUGGAGAGUGGCUGAAUGAGCCAGAAUGGAGCCUAGAGGGCAUCCGAGGGUCUCGACCUCAAGGGCUCCCCGCCCGUCAUCCCCACCCGCAUGGGCCACCCAGGCCCACUAGCUUUCUGCAGCAUGUUGGAGGGCACCACUGA